AUGUGUGUUUUUAGUGUUUAUUCAUAUUCACCAACUGUUGUAUAUCCUAAUAUUAAACCCAAUCCCAACCCUAUUGAUACCAAAUUAAACAAUUUAAAUCCCAAUCCUCAUAACCAAAAACCCCAUAUUCAUACCAGUAACCCACAACAAAUACAGAAUCAAAUAAAAAACCCACAUAACCAACAUGUAAAUCAUAAUCCACAUGCUAAUCAUAAUCCACAUGCUAACCAUAACCCUCAUGUACAUCAUAAUCCACAUGUACAUCACAACCCACAUGUACAUCAUAAUCCACAUGCUAAUCAUAAUCCACAUGUACAUCAUAAUCCACAUGCCAAUCAUAAUCCACAUGUUAAUCAUAAUCCUCAUGCCAAUCCACACAAUGGAAAUGCUCAUAAUAAUCCAAAUGCCAAUCAUAAUCCACAUGUACAUCAUAACCCACAU
This is a messenger RNA of Dictyostelium purpureum, 441 nucleotides long. RefSeq lists its product as uncharacterized. The transcript has 2 exons. The annotation marks the transcript as partial. NCBI's taxonomy places the organism in Eukaryota, Evosea, Eumycetozoa, Dictyosteliales, Dictyosteliaceae. The record is from RefSeq and is a predicted model, not a curated record.